Molecule: messenger RNA, 978 nt
Organism: Rattus rattus (black rat)
Lineage: Eukaryota; Metazoa; Chordata; Mammalia; Rodentia; Muridae
Gene: Utp23
Product: UTP23 small subunit processome component
Exons: 3
Coding region: 80-829 (249 amino acids)
Cellular component (GO): small-subunit processome; nucleolus
Molecular function (GO): small ribosomal subunit rRNA binding
Source: RefSeq, a predicted model, not a curated record
GAAGGCGUUUCGUUCCGGGGAGUAGACUUGGAGUGCGGAAGUGAAGGUCGCGCCUGUUGGUCCUGUUGCUUAAGCAGGCAUGAAGAUCACCAGGCAGAAACACGCCAAGAAGCAUCUUGGCUUUUUCCGCAACAAUUUCGGAGUCCGCGAGCCCUACCAGAUCCUUCUAGAUGGCACAUUCUGCCAGGCGGCGCUGCGGGGUCGCAUCCAGCUGCGGGAGCAGCUGCCCCGCUACCUCAUGGGAGAGACCCAGCUGUGCACCACGAGAUGUGUGUUAAAGGAGUUAGAAACACUGGGAAAGGAAUUAUAUGGAGCCAAACUGAUUGCACAGAAAUGCCAGGUUCGAAACUGUCCUCAUUUCAAGAGCGCAGUGAGUGGAUCUGAAUGUCUCCUGUCUAUGGUGGAUGACGGGAACCCUCACCAUUAUUUCGUGGCCACACAGGAUCAGAACUUAUCUGUGAAAGUCAAGAAAAAUCCUGGAAUUCCUCUCAUGUUCAUUAUUCAGAACACCAUAGUGUUGGACAAGCCUUCUCCCAGAACCGUGGCCUUUGUGAAGGCGGUGGAGGCAGGCCAGCUGGUCUCCGUGCACGAGAAACAAAGCAUCAAGCAACUCAAGGAGGAGCAAGGCUUGGUUCGGAACCCUGAACUGAGGAGGAGGAGAAAAAAAAGGAAGGUGGGCGGCCCCAAUCCUCUCAGCUGCCUGAAGAAAAAGAAGAAAGCACAGGAUACAAAGUCGCCUGCUUCGGAAAAGAAAAGGAAAAGGAAACGGAUUCGGAUUCGGAACAAAUCCACUCCUAAAGUGUCUGAGCAGCAGGGUGCGGAAGGAUGAUGGGUGCUGUGGCCACUCAGAUGUCAGAGUGAAAGCGAAUUUCCUUCUCAAACUGUGAAAAUGUUUAUACCAGAGGACUAACUUAUUUUUGUAAACUAAUACUGGCACAUACACUUUUGCCUAAAAUUAAAGAAUGUUUGGGUUUGUCA